AUAUAUAUGUUGAGGUAUAAUAUAUAUAUAUAUAGAUAAUUGAUAUUGUUUCACAAAGCACUAUGCCACUAAUCCACUAUCAUUCAUAUAUAAUUGUAUAUAUGUAAAGGCUGAAGCUUGCCAUGCUUUUUGCCAUUCCCAGAUGACCCCAUUUCCCACAUUUCUGAUUCUUUUUGUCAUUUCCAGACUACCCCAUUUCCCAUUUCUCCUUCUUUUUGCCAUUUCCAGACGACCCCAUUUCCCAUUUCAGCAUUUCUCAUUCUUUUUGUUCUAUCGAGAAUCCCCAAACAAGUGAAACAACCAAACUCAAUUCUUCCAGUCUUCGAUAGUCCGACUUCGACUCUCUGCCGUUCUGCAAUUCAAUCUUGGAUUGAUGAUCUUGAUUCUUGAAGGUCAGUUCUUCAUCUUCUAGUUUACAAUCCAUUUAUGCUACUGAUAUUCAUCAAAUUAGAACAAGUAAGGUCCAUUUAUAUGUAUUUUAUUGUUCAAUGACAAUAUGUUUUAUAACAGUAUGAACUAUGAAGAGAUAUUAUAAAAAAGUAUCGAGACCAGAGGAGACUUCAUCUUCUACAAAGAACAAUGUUGAUAGUGAAAGCUCAAAGAAAAAUGAACUUGAAGCAAUUUUGGAUGAUCUUCCUUCAGACCCUGCACGUCGAAAGCGUCUCUUGGAUUAUGAUCCAAAUAUUCGUGAUCAAGUUCGACGACGUUAUUUGCUUAAGGGUCCUUGUCAGCCUCGAAACCAUGAGUUUCCCCAAAAGGUCUUGCUUUUCGUGGUCAUUAUGAAUUUGAAUCCUCUAAUAAUAGAGGGAACUUUCUUUUGUGGCAAGCAUGGUAUCAAGAUUCCCAAUAUGGAUGAUGUCUUUGUUGCUCAAGGGAAAUCCCAACGGAGAGCUAAAAAAAUAACAAACCUUCAUCAUUAUCGAGUAGAGGUCUUUUAUACUGUGAUUGAUAGACAACUUUCAGACUUGAAUGAUCGUUUUAAUGAGGUAAACUCUGAGCUUCUUUUUUGUGUUGCAAGUUUAAGUCUAGAUAAUUUAUUCUCCGCUUUUGAUAAGCAAAAGUUACUCCGUCUUGCCAAAUUCUAUCCAAGAGAUUUUUCUGAAAGAGAUGUCUUAUCACUUGAAGACAAGCUUGAUAUUUAUGCUAAUGAAAUGCGAUUCAACAAUGAAUUUUCUCAAUUGAAAGGAAUUGGUAGUCUUGCUAAAAAAUUGGUGGAGACAGGAAAACACAAAACACAUGCAUCAGUCUACAAGCUUCUAACUUUGGCUUUAGUUCUACCGGUUGCAACAGCUUCAGUGGAAAGAGUAUUCUCAGCUAUGAACAUUGUGAAGAAUCCACUUCGUAAUAGAAUGGGAGAUCAAUGGAUGAAUGAUAGUUUGCUUGGUUACAUUGAGAAAGAUAUAUUCAAUAGCAUUGGUAAUGAUGCUAUAAUGCAGCGUUUUCAAAAUAUGAAAUCGUGCCGUGGACAAUUACCGUCUCGUACUAAAUUUGUAAUUUAAUAUUUUUUUUAAAUAUCGUACUAAUUUAGUUGAAUCUUGC
Messenger RNA from Rosa rugosa (rugosa rose), 1539 nucleotides. RefSeq lists its product as uncharacterized. Gene Ontology annotation, molecular function: protein dimerization activity. The coding region runs from base 519 to 1499 and encodes 326 amino acids. NCBI's taxonomy places the organism in Eukaryota, Viridiplantae, Streptophyta, Magnoliopsida, Rosales, Rosaceae. The transcript has 2 exons. The record is from RefSeq and is a predicted model, not a curated record.